CAUGGGAUUGAAAAGCUGGAUUUUCCACGGAUGUCGUCAGACGAAUUUCAAUGAAACUUCUCUCUACUUUGGUGGUUUGGCCGAAUUUCGGAUAUGCAUAAGUCAAAAACAGGCCACAGCCGGCGUCAUCGCUCUGACGGAUUGUUCUGCAACUAUGCCCACCGUAUCUGCAUGCAGGAUCGUCUGGACGGCUAUGAGUACUGCCUCAACCACAUCCUAGAGGACAAGAAUGCACCGUACAAACACUGCACCUUUGUCUCCAACAAGGGAGGGCGAAGAUGCAUGCAGCCCGCCCACAAAGCUGACAAGCGAGAUGGGUACUGCCGUGAGCAUGCCCAGAAGGUGGCCGUGCUGCGACACAAAGCCAGCCUGAAGCCCUUCCCACGCAACUCGCCCCGUGAGAUCUUGGAGAGUUUGGAUCGCUACCAGCAGGACACGGAUAAAAUGGCGCCUGAGGCCCAAGUGGAGGCCCAGCCGUCCAUAGCUGCCAAAAUCCUAGAUUGCGCCAGUGAAAGCGAGAGUGAUGAGGAUCCCAUGCAAGUUGACCAGGCGUGGCGGGGAACCACAGACAGUGAUGCCGAGAGUGUGGACAGCGAACAGGAAGAUCUUCUCAAGCACGCAGGAGUCUACACCCCAGAGGAGGUUGCCCUCAUUACCAGGGAGAAGCUGAUUCGUCUGCAGUCUCUCUACAUCAACCAGUUCAAGCGUCUCCAGCAUCUGAUGAAGGAGAAGCGCCGGCAGUUCCUGGUGGCCUCUAAGCAGGAGAAGGAAACCAUUGGUUCGGGUCUAGGCAGCUUCACCACCCCCAAGGAGAAGCGCAAGAUCCUGAGGCUGCAGGCCAUGCGGUCCUACCAUCACCGGCACGGCCGGGAGGCCCUGCUCCACAAGCGCUCCAAGCACCGCCGCAUCAAGGCCACGCCAAACUACAUGGGGCCUCAGAGGGUCAGCCUCCCCGCCCAGUGCAAGCACAGCAGUGGGGAAAAACAGUGCGGAAACCCCGCCCUGCCCAUCACUGGCUUCUGCAUGGAACAUGUGCUGGAGGACACACACCAGGUACUGUACAUACCCUGCACCAGGGGUCGCGAGGCCUGCGCCUACGCAGCAGAUCCCUUGUCCCUGGAGAGCACCUGCCCACUGCACACGCCCGUUGCUCCCGAGUGCUACCGAUUGGCCAAUCAGCAACUAGAAGAGGAAUACGAGCAGGAGAAAAACGCGACAGCAGCCAUGGCAGACCACGACUACCUACAGAAGCCCACAGAGGCCACUGAGGUCACCGAGGACGACAUCGAUGUACUGGGCUUAUCAGGUGACCAGAUGCACUUACUGGGGACUGAAUCAGUUGCACAAGAUGCACAAGAGACUUGCGCACCGCCACAGACCAGCACUGCACAGACUCAACAGGUACCAGAAGAGACACCAGUUUCGUAUGCCGGGACGUGAUGGCACUUGGUUAUCUACUUCUUACAUUACGAUUAUGCGUGUUUAAUGUUGCGAGCUCACCAGUGUUUUUUUUUUUAUCAAUUAUCUUGCGUGCCCCGCUGUUUACGCCUUAAACUGUUCCCAACUGCCCUACAGUUUUAACACUACACAGUAUGAUAAAGCUAAACAAGAAUCAUUUCUAUGGGGGGGAUUCUUGACAACUUUGUUUGAAAUUCAUAUAUGUUUUAGUGCCGACAGGUUUAAGCUCUGCAGCUUUUUGCCGAUGUCCAUAAAAACUGCAACUGUUCAGCAAGUUUGGAGCCCACAUUUGGUGUCCGAAUAUGCUUCAAGUUGAAUGAAAACAUUUCAAAUUCGUCUGCUCACAGUGUUUGUCACCUGAGCUAAUUGUAAGUGGGUUUAAUCAACAUUAUUAUACAUGUACAUGUACUUUUUAUUACCUUCCCAGCAUAAAAAUUGGCAUUUGAUUUUUAUGUAUUCGAUGCAACUUGCUAAACAUUGUCGUGAGUGUACUUAACAUUAAAAGAAUACGUUCAAAAAAAAAA
Messenger RNA from Patiria miniata (bat star), 1982 nucleotides. It is a transcript of the gene kansl2, whose product is annotated as KAT8 regulatory NSL complex subunit 2-like. Gene Ontology annotation, cellular component: NSL complex. The transcript is spliced from 9 exons. NCBI's taxonomy places the organism in Eukaryota, Metazoa, Echinodermata, Asteroidea, Valvatida, Asterinidae. The coding region runs from base 94 to 1440 and encodes 448 amino acids. The record is from RefSeq and is a predicted model, not a curated record.